UCUCCGGCUACGAGGUCAACGAGGAGCAAAAAAAGCAUCAAUCUUCUGGCCGAUCCUUAUUGACGCACUCGUAAGGAACAAAUGCGCAUUUUAGGCACGACGUCAUCAAUUGGGUCGUGCCGACGAUCUUCGCUGCCCUUUAACCGCUGUACAUCAUUCCGUGCUCCGGACUGUAUUUUUUUUUCCAACUCAAAAUAAAUUGUAAAUCAAUUAUACGCGUCUGUGUAUAUUUUUCGUUUUUGUGUGCUUUCUACUUUGUCGGGACCCUUUGCGGGUCGUGACAUAGAAGUACCGUCGCGAUCUCAUCUUCACCGGUCACUACAUGCGCCAUUCGGAACAAGCACAACUUUGCAAAGGACACACCAUGGUGCGCCCGGUUUCGACCUCCCUCUAUGUGCCUCCUCGUCGGGCACUUCACGUGUGGCGGCGUGCAUUAUUUCGUGUUGCUUGUUUAUCUUUGACUUUGUCGGUUUGUUUCACCCCAACGACCAUUGAUGCCAGAUCCUGGACCGACGGCGCUCCUGCAAGGUUUGAUGGCGAUGAGCGGACGGAGUUGUUCGAGGUGGAGCUGCCGAGCAUGCGGGAGCUCCGGCAGCAGCAGCUAGACAACGCGUUGUUUGGGCAGCAGAGCCAGGCGACCGCCAAAAUCGAUCCAGCGGACGCGGAGUUUGACAAGUUGACCAGAAGUUCGGGGGUCUUAUCGCCGAAAAGGGGAGGAGGUCAACAAAGUCAAGCUGCGGGACGAGGAGGGUGUUACAACUCAAGCGACGGCGGGUUACAGCCACUCGGCUGCACCACCACCACUACGACCUCCGGCAUAGAAGACAGUGGGACCACGUCGGUGACCGUGCUGGGCACCCCGAGGCCGAGUGGAAGCAGCGACCCAGAGAAGUCGUUCGCUCCGCCACCGCCUACGCAGCCGCCACCGCCCCUGGCGCCCCACUGGGCAGCUACAGAGGACUUUGAGUCCUCGGUUACUGCUGGCGGAAAGACGAGCAGCAGCGGUAGUGAUGUGACAACGGAAGUUCUUCAACAGCAAGCAGCACGGGUCCUCGCGUCCGACCAGCUGAAACUUCCUCGGUUUUCCCCCGUGCCCUCCCGGCAGUCGCUGCUACAGCAAGUGGAGGCGCGCGCAAGCACGGCCGAGAUUUUGGACGCCUGCCCGGGGAUUGAUGGUCCGGCCGCUUCGGAAGUAGAAAGCGAGGGGGCGGACAUCAGUCGGGGGGGAACGAAUUGUGGCAUGAUUACAACGGGAGCAGAGAAAGGCGAUGCUGGAUCGAUACUGACCUCUGCCGCGGCUGCCUCAAACGUGCCAGCACGUUUGGCGCACGGGCUGCCGCACCAAGGCGGCCGCGAAGAUGUUGAAGAGCAGAAAGGCGAACAAACUGAGGAGGAAAUUGAAGAUUCCUGUCCGCUCUCCGUCUCGGAGCGCAUUCAGCUCUUUGAGGGCCUGUUCGGCGAAGUUUUGCAGAAGCAGUCUGAGGCGGAAAAAAGAAUGAACAAACCAAGGAGACGAGGCAUGCAAUCCCGGAUCCGCGCCUUAGCAGCGGACGAAGAAGAUGAAUCCAGCUUCGGAGGACGAAUCCGAGGAGACGAGGAGGAUGCAGGCAGUGGGAAAAAAAUCAACAACAAGCCUGUUGAAGAUGAUGUUGACCUAGUCGACGGCGGGCAACAGGCUGCAACGAGAGAGGACAUGAUCCACAGUGCUGCAACUACGAAGCAGGAUGAGGAUGAUGAUAAUUCUCGUCGUCCCACUCGUUCUACUUCAGUAGCUGCUGCCGCUUCUGCUGGUGGUAAUCAGCCCACGGAGGGCGCGUUUUUCAUCGGGAAAGAUCCGGACACCGAUUCCGAGUCCGACGAAGAAGUUCCACGACCCGCCCGCCGCGCCUCCUCGGACAGUGCGGGCUCCGGGGGGGCGUUCUCCAGUCCCUUCUCCCCACCCUAUUCUACCGGGCGUGACUCGUCCCGACGCGACGUGGGACGAGAGGGUGGCGCCGGCGCGGGGCUUGGUUUUGCAUCCUCCGCGCGAGACGAAGGAGCAUCCUCGGGAGUAGCUCGUGAAGAUGAAGUCCUUUCAGCGAUGAAUUCUGAAGUAGUAGAACCAGCAACAGGUGCCUCAUCGAACACGAGCGGAGGACUGCUGAAAAUCAUUUCGCAGCGCAUGCGCGUGAAGCCAGGGACGAAAGAUGCCACUCUUACAACUGCCAGCGCGACUAAUGCGGUCGGAAAAAAUCCAGCUUCUGCCGCCUCGUCGCAGGAAAAUAAACAGAGCGAACUGUCGACAUCAUCAAAACGAAACUCCUGCUGCGUCCCUCCGACCGUCACGGACGCGGCGAAUUUGACCAAAGCACAGCGGCAGAUGCAGAAGCUCUUCUCCGACGUGGGGACGCUUUUCCCGACGCACAUUAUCCCACAGAAAAAAGCUGGCAGGGCAUUUUUGUAAUGUAGAAAUAAAUACACAGAAACACAUGUCACGGGUGGCCCCAUAGCAUGCUAUUUAGGAUAUGCAAUACAAAUUCUUGGGUGGCCCCAUAGCAUGCUAUUUAGGAUAUGCAAUACAAAUUCUUUUGUCUAUUUAUUUUUGCAUAACAAACAUGACCUGCCAGGUUUUUUCUGUGUGACACACAUGGGCCGGCACUUCGACGGCAUGUCCGACGAGGACGGGCGUGCGGCGCUGGCGACCCACCGCGACUGCAUCGAGUAUCAAAUGUAAAAAUGUCGGGGUCUGGAAGAAUUCAUGUUUGUCAUGCUUGUCUGGCAUGACUCUUAAAUCUGUCAUGCAAGUGACCCAAGAGCUUCGUUUUUCUGUGAUGCAGAAGCGCAGUUUGUCAUGCAGAAUAGGCAACACCUAGGAGCUCAGGAACUUGUCAUGCUGAGCCAGCAUUUGCAGCCUCAUCAUGAGACGCCACCCAGCAUCACAAGUUUCCAGACCCAGACAUUUUUACUUUUGAUAUCGAGCAGGUGUUUGCUAUUCCGGGACUCUCCCCGGAGUACGCCGUGUCCGCUCUGCGCCGCAUUGCGGAGUGGCUGCGGGCGCGGUCUUUGUUCGUCGAGGAGCUGCCCUUCUGGGUCAGAAUGCUCGACAUUGAGCAAGCAAUCCACAAGGAGCAACGGGAAGGUAUGGUUCUUGUGCGUAUAUAAUGAUUUGAUUUCAUUCGUCGCAGCGAAAAGUAAAUAGCUCUGAGCAGGACCUAAGAAAGAACUCUCUGCGCAUACUUCCAAAACUAGGGCUUUCAUCAAAUCAGCUCAAUUUUUUAUUUGUGACGUCAACCUGAUUUCAAUAUAAAGUAUCAAAUUUCUUUGCGCCCUAUAGCGCUGAUAGCCGAGCUGGCGCUUGCGGUCGACCGCCCGGGAGACGAUGAUGUCGCGAGCUUUCGCGAAGAUGAGGUCGACGUUUUGCAACGCCGAGUGGACGACGAGGACCGGCGUUUUGAGGCGAUCAAGGGCGAACUCGAGGCCCAGCAAACGCGCGUCUACGAAUUCAUCGGACAAAACUGGGAAAAAACGCGUCAUAAAGUGUAGCGACAUGAUAGUGGCUUAAACAAUAAAAAGAACUUGUUUAUUUGCAGCUUACUUUCAACAGUGAUUCGAUAGCGCCGCUGCACCCAUGGUGAUGAAGGUCGUGGUGCGUCGUACGAACUACGAAGAAAUGAGUGUGCUGAAAAAAUAAAGCGACUUUAUUGAAUUGAAAUGAACGACUGGUGUGGACGAUCGAUGUUGCCGCGUGUAGGAAAAUCUUGAUGUGAUAGGGGUCAUGUGGCCCUUUUCUUGCGAUUUUGCUGUGAAAACAACCGGUUUGCUGCAAACGUCAAAAUUGAAGAAUACAGAUGGAUCACUUCUUAGCGCGCAGGCGUAGCGCACUGCGGAUAUUGAACUACAA
Molecule: messenger RNA, 3880 nt
Organism: Amoebophrya sp. A120
Lineage: Eukaryota; Dinophyceae; Syndiniales; Amoebophryaceae
Source: the annotation of a GenBank genome assembly